AUGGGCUGAGCCUCGAGCAGCUUGCCGCCGAUUGAGCGCAGCCACUUUCGCUGACGCCGACUCUGCUUCGAUCUCUGGAUUUUGUUUCUGUGUUUAUCCUUUCCGUGAUGACUUUGAUGAUUUAGAUCGAAUCCAGCACUGAGAUAGUGCGGUCCGCACCGCAACCAUGACCAGACGACGGCUCCCCACAAGCCUCCCGCAAGACUUCCGAUACCCGCUCAUGACCCCAGACAACGACCGGGAGUCAUUCGUCGAUUACAACCUUUACGAUGGCGACGCGGGCCACUCUCGUGACCACCUGGUCUACCCGACUUACCAGACACGCGAACCGAGCCCUGCCCCUCAAAUUGUGCGUGUCGCCCGGCUGCCCGAAAUGAUUAGACGACAAUCUGUGCGACCUUUUUCCGGCGACUGGGGCACAUACGACUUAGCUGGUCCAUCCGACGAUUCGAAGGUUCCGGGGUCAUUUCAAGACGGGGACACUGGCCUCGGCACAGAGGUUCUCGAAUCAGUUCCGCGCAGCGCAUACGCACAUCCCGCCGAGCUCGCCGAUUUAUACUCAGACGACGAUUCUACGGAGAACUCAGACUUUGGACAUGACGAGCCCAUUGCUUUCCCACAGCUCCCGCUUGAAGAUGUCGUGAUGGAAGUCGCAUACAUCCUCCGAACAAGAUCCAAGCCGACAGGCGAAGGGUUCACCUAUGUGUUUGCCGACCCCACCGGCCGGAAUAAGUUCUACAAGAUCGGCAGUGCAAAGAAUGUUUCGAAACGGGCAAAUGAGCACCGGAGUAUCUGCAAUAUUUCCUCCUUCCGAGUACAAAGGAAGCCGGCCAUACCCAUCCAGCAAUACAAGCGACUUGAGAAGCUGGCGCAAGCCGAGUUGAUCAACAUGAGCUACGAUCCUAAUUGUGUGUGCUCCACACAUUGUCAGUAUUUAUGGGGAAGAGAGCAAACUGCGGUUGAAAUUCUCGAAUUCUGGUCCAAGUGGCUUGGGAAACACUCACCCUAUGAUAAGGACGGUCAUCUUCUACCUUUCUGGGAGCACAGGCUCAGGGUUUUUGAGUCGAAUAUACCGAAAUACUUUGACUGCAAAGGCGCUAAAUGUCUCAAGCACUCCGGAGACACUCUUGCAUGCCCGUUUUGUCUUCGAGCUGGGUGGAAAGCAUGGGCCGAGCCGGGUGGGCGCGAGAAGAUUGAAUUCGCGUCUCGGACUCAGAUUGGCAAUGAAUGGGCUCACAAGAUCCUAAUGUACUUGCAUAAGUAUAUCCCCAUCAAGGAGGAUAUUUACCUUGCGGGAGUUGACGGUAUCGGCUGGGCCAAAUCCCACAUGGGCCGAUUCAAAAGCCCGGCGUUACUUCUCAACUUGUUAUAUGCUAGGCUCCUUAUACCUAUGCUCUGGUCCACCAUAUUCACCGCAACCGACACCAUCCCAUUCAUAACGAUGUUGGAGAUUGUGCUGUUUUCCGUGAUAUACCAGCUAGUGAGACUCGAACUUGCUCAGCUGACCGCGCAAGGAAUUGCCGCCGAUCGAUAUAGCAAAGACGGCCGCUUGGUACGUCGGAAGCCUGUUCAGUCAGCGCUGGAUAAAGCUAGCGAUGCGUCAAGCCCAGUGAAAGCCGCAAAGGAACCGAGGAUCAUUGAGAUACCCGAGGAUCGAAUCCAGAGCGUCACCAAGCCAACUGCUCCGUCAGUGAAGGGGACUGGCAUCAUGAAGAAGAGUGAGGCAAUGUCUAUGCUGUUCCCUGGAGAAGCUGCGGCGCGAAUUAAACGGCUCAAACCCGGCAGGCGCAGGAGUGACUUUGUCUGAAUGCCCUUGGCCCCUGGCCCAGUCACUUGCCGUGCCUUUGUGCACAAGCCUGUCCUUCUGCUUUUGGCUUGCGAAAACAUUGAUAGAUACCCUAUGCCAUUGACGCCGACGGGUAGGAUCUGUUCAUCAUACCAUAUUUUGCCAACAUUUCUUUUCUUGUUUUUCUCUUCUGUUUUCUUGUUAUCUUUUGCAGAUACUUUGUGAAUACCCUGUGAGCCUCGUCUGGCUUUUUGAGUUCUUGAUGAUUGGAUGACCUGAUGGUUGAUACGAGCAAUGUUGUUAUGAAUAGCGACGAAACAUGAAUGUCCACGUGGACAUAAGAUAGGGAAAUAACUGCCACCCUCAGAACCCGCUCUCUUCCAUAAACUUUGCAUCAAUGUAGAUAACAAGCUUAAAUGACCGCUUAUUCAGCGGAGAUAAAAGGACAAGCUUUGUGCUUGGUAAGCGGC
This is a messenger RNA of Aspergillus calidoustus, 2256 nucleotides long. NCBI's taxonomy places the organism in Eukaryota, Fungi, Ascomycota, Eurotiomycetes, Eurotiales, Aspergillaceae. The record is from the annotation of a GenBank genome assembly.